AAACAUGCGUUAAUGUUACUUAACCUAAUAAUGUGGGCAUGGAGCGGGUAGGGAUAGUUGUAGAAGGGUAAAGAAGAAAGAGACAGGUAGAAGAGAAGUUUGCAAAUUGUUAGGCUUAAUUGGCACUACCUAUAGGUCGAGAUCGUUUCUGGUGAAUCUCCGUUGUCAUAAAUUUUCCAGUUAUUUCGGUUUGCAUCUUCUCCAUUCUCUAUUUAAGUUAUUAUCCACAAAUCACAACCGCAAUUCGAAUACCCAAUCGAUGAAUCUGGUAUUUCGCUAACUAUUCAUUUGCGAUCAACAGGUUGUUCAUAAAUUUCCUCAGUUUUGUGAUGGGUGCACCUAAGCAGAAGUGGACUUCAGAAGAAGAAGCUGCUCUUAAAGCUGGGAUACUUAAGCACGGGCCAGGUAAAUGGCGCACGAUUCUCAAGGAUCCAGAAUUUAGUGGAGUAUUGUUUUUGCGUUCAAACGUAGAUCUCAAGGACAAGUGGAGGAACAUGACUGUAAUGGCAAAUGGUUGGAGUUCUCGAGAGCAAACAAAGUUGGCUGUCAAAAAGAUGAAACAGGCCCCUAAACAGGAUGGGAGUCCUAUGACUGAUACGACUGCUGCUGAAAGUGAUGAAGAAGCUGCUGAAGCAAGGCCAGCCACAACUUCUAGUGGUUCUCCACAGAUACAUGGUUCAAAAAAAUCUAUGAUAAGGUUGGAUAAUCUUAUAAUGGAGGCUAUAAGCAGCUUGAAGGAGCCAGGUGGUUCUAACAAGACUACAAUAGCUGAAUACAUAGAGGCUCAAUACUGGGCACCUCCAAACUUUAAAAGGCUAUUGUCAGGGAAACUGAAGUAUUUAACUGCAACAGGAAAACUUAUCAAGAUGAAGCGUAGGUAUAGAAUAGUACCUACUUCAACACCAUCUGACAGUAGAAGAAACCUGUCCAUUACACUUUUGGACAACAAACAGAGGAUCUUCUCCAAGAUUGAUCGUGAUGAUUUGAACAUGCUUACAUCUCAGAUUGAUUUAGAGUUGGCUAAAAUGAAGCACAUGAAACCUCAAGAGGCUGCAGCUGCUGCUGCACAAGCAGUUGCUGAAGCAGAAGCAGCUAUAGUUGAGGCUGAGGAGGCGGAUAGGGAGGCUGAUGCUGCUGAAGCUGAUGCUGAAGCCGCUCAAGCCUUUUCAGUAGCUGCAAACAAGACACUACAUGGGAGAAGUGCCCCAAGGAUGGUGCUUUGCAGAGUUGAUGGAAUCUCACCUUAAGAUGUUUACCAUGUCCCGAUGCAAAUUGAUUAUCCUUGCUGAUGCACUAUGUUAAAGCCUGCUAGACUAUUAUUCCUUGGUUCUUUUUCUGAUCUGUCUCUGUAAUAUCUAGAUGAUACAUGCUUGAUCGUUCCUUCGGAGGUAAGGUCGAUGUGCAAGUUAGAGAAUUGCGAAGUUAAUGCCAAGUGUAAUCUACUGAGUGGUUAAUAGUAAAAGCCUUUUAGAUUGUGUUUCCUGUUCUCCAGAAGACAUGUCUGAGCACUUAACCAAAUCAGAUGUCUCCUUAUUAACCGUUUCUGCGGCUGAGCUUUCUGACGAAUUUGUUGCAAGGGCUAUGAACAGGAAUAACUAGGGAGAGGAGGGGGUUUCCGUUCAUGCAGGGAUGUGCCUGAUGCUCUAUUAUUUAUUGUAUGAUGAUUUAUUAUUUAUUUGAACUCGAUCUGGAAGGAGAAUAAAUUAGUCUACAGUAGUUUUCUGGCCAAUGUCUAAUGGGUGUUUAUCAAGAAGAAAAUUUCGGGAUACAAGCAUGUUGUAUCUAGAUGGGUGGAAGGGGGUUCAUAUGAACCACCUUCACUGGAAAAUUACACCUUAAGAUGGAAUUUCACCUUAAGAUGUUUACAGUGUAUCUAGAUGGGAGGAAGGGGGUUCAUAUGAACCACCUUCUCCGGAAAAUUACUGUACAUAAGUUUAGAAUUGUGUUUUCCCAAUAUAUUUGUAAGUUUAGAAUUGUGUUUAACCAGAAUAUAUACUAUUCUGGUUAUUCUUUCCAAUCUACUUUCUUUAUGAUUUGGAAUCCCUUUGUAGAAAUAUCAGUACAGAAUUUUGCCCAUAUACUGCAGGAAUCUUUUAUUUGCUUAA
Messenger RNA from Capsicum annuum, 2105 nucleotides. RefSeq names its product telomere repeat-binding factor 1. The record is from RefSeq and is a predicted model, not a curated record. Gene Ontology annotation, biological process: nucleosome assembly. Lineage: Eukaryota; Viridiplantae; Streptophyta; Magnoliopsida; Solanales; Solanaceae. The transcript is spliced from 7 exons. Gene Ontology annotation, cellular component: nucleosome. The coding region runs from base 330 to 1247 and encodes 305 amino acids. Gene Ontology annotation, molecular function: double-stranded telomeric DNA binding.